AUUCCAGGACCAGGACUCUUAUUCUUGAUGCCCCAUAUUUUAUGGCUUAUGCCACUCCUAAACUAAGCUAGAUAACUUGCAGAGUACGGCUUCAGACACUAUAAAUAGGUCUUUCUAUACUCAAUGCUCAGUAUGAGUAACUUACCCUCUACAUCUCUUUGUCUGUCGUUCUAUGGCAAGAAUAAUAGAACCUCUCAUUGUUGGAAGAGUGAUAGGAGAAGUUAUUGAUUCUUUCACACCAGCAAUAAAAAUGUCUGUCACUUACAAUAACAGGCAAGUCUACAAUGGACAUGAGUUCUAUCCAUCCACUGUUGCUGCCAAACCUAGGGUUGAGGUCCAAGGAGGUGACUUGAGAUCUUUCUUUACACUGGUCAUGACAGACCCAGAUGUUCCUGGUCCUAGUGAUCCGUAUUUGAGAGAGCACCUGCACUGGGUAGUGAGCGACAUCCCUGGAACAACAGAUGCCACAUUUGGAAGGGAGAUAGUGAGCUAUGAAAUUCCAAGGCCUAACAUAGGGAUCCACAGGUUUGUGUUUGUUCUAUUCAAGCAAAAACGAAGACAGACAAUCAACCCACCUACUUCGAGGGACAAUUUCAGCACUCGAAAUUUCGCUGCUGAAAACGACCUUGGUCUUCCUGUAGCUGCUGUUUACUUCAAUGCACAACGGGAAACUGCUGCAAGAAGGCGCUAACCAGAUAUGGGAUAUCGAUAGAUCUCUUUCAUAUGCUGCUUAUCAUCAUCAUUAUUAUUAUUAAUAAAGCUGACAAGUGGCCUUCAAUAAUAAGUGUUAUCAAUAUGUAACCAAAAAUCAGCUUGCAGAAACAUAUAUAUCUGUCACUCUCUUCUCCAUAUAUAAUCUAUUUUAUCUGUGACUUG
Hevea brasiliensis (rubber tree) is the source of this 876-nucleotide messenger RNA. Its product is annotated as protein SELF-PRUNING. Lineage: Eukaryota; Viridiplantae; Streptophyta; Magnoliopsida; Malpighiales; Euphorbiaceae. The record is from RefSeq and is a predicted model, not a curated record. The transcript has 4 exons. Gene Ontology annotation, biological process: vegetative to reproductive phase transition of meristem; negative regulation of flower development. Gene Ontology annotation, cellular component: cytoplasm; nucleus. The coding region runs from base 173 to 691 and encodes 172 amino acids.